Cynoglossus semilaevis (tongue sole) is the source of this 8491-nucleotide messenger RNA. Its product is annotated as acetyl-CoA carboxylase. Gene Ontology annotation, molecular function: acetyl-CoA carboxylase activity; metal ion binding; ATP binding. NCBI's taxonomy places the organism in Eukaryota, Metazoa, Chordata, Actinopteri, Pleuronectiformes, Cynoglossidae. Gene Ontology annotation, cellular component: mitochondrion. Gene Ontology annotation, biological process: fatty acid biosynthetic process. The record is from RefSeq and is a predicted model, not a curated record.
AAAGGUAAAACUAAUGAAAGGAAAAAUUUGGCUUACUACAAUAAUUUGGGAGUACUACAAUACUUACUAGCUUCUAGUACACUUUUAUUCCAUAGUUUUUUAAGUUCCGUUUUGUUUUUAUUUUUUCUCUUACCCUGAUUAUAAAAAUCUCAACAUAAAAACGUACCAAGCAAGUCUAACAGUCCCUCUCCAGUCCAGAAGGUGGCAGUAAUAGAUUUUUUAGCUGUUUACCAAUCUCUACGGGGGAAACCAAGACAGAAUAAUAAGGAGCUGAGCCACUGGCAGUGCACACGUUUAUCAUUGAGGAGGAGGCGGCGUAGUAGAAGAGGCGGUAACAGUAGAGGACGAUGGUUGAUACUGGGAUCAGUUGUUGAGCUUCAUACUGCUGUUGCUUGAGGAUGCCUGUAGAUGCCUGUCUUGGCACUUUUGGCAUUGAUCAUAUGGGUUUUGUUGGUGCUGUGGAGGAUCACAACUAAGACAGCAGCAAUGCCUGUGAAAGGAGAGGAUACUCCAUCUGGCUGUGGUUCGUCUGCAGCUAAGGACAACAAAUCUGCCUCACAUGCAGAAGUCUGUCCCUUGUCCUCAGUUGCAAACCUGCCCGUUACCUCAGCACACGACAGUCCUCUGACCGACAGUGUCUCUACAGGAUUUGCCAUCAAAACUUUGAGCUCUGGGUCUCCACCGUCCUCCUCUAUCGUAGACUCAAAGCUGCCUAUACUGCCACCAGCCAACAGAAAGCCUAGCAAAACAAGUGUGCCAAAGCUCAGCUCAAGACCGGAGGAAAGAGAACGACUCAAGUUCAUUCUUGGGGCAUCAGAGGACAACUCUUCAGAUGAGGAGCCUUUGGUCAGCAAACCUCCAAGUGGUGCGUCCCAGACAUCGACUUCCACCCGAAGAUCUUCCCCUGAGUUAUCCCCUUUAGAAACACAGCCAAGCUUCUCAGGCAUCAAACCUAGUAUGUCUGGUCCUCAUCUGGUGAAAAAGGGACGUGAACACAGAAAGAUGGAUCUACAGAGAGACUUCACUGUGGCCUCGCCGGCUGAGUUUGUCACUCGAGUUGGUGGAAAUCGUGUCAUAGAAAGAGUGCUUAUAGCAAACAAUGGCAUCGCUGCAGUCAAAUGCAUGCGUUCCAUCCGUCGCUGGUCCUAUGAGAUGUUUCGUAACGAGAGGACUAUUCGCUUUGUGGUCAUGGUGACCCCGGAAGACUUGGACGCUAAUGCAGAAUACAUCAAAAUGGCUGACCAUUACGUGCCUGUCCCAGGUGGGCCGAACAACAACAACUAUGCCAAUGUUGAGCUUAUACUGGACAUUGCAAAAAGAUUUCGAGUGCAGGCUGUUUGGGCUGGUUGGGGCCAUGCCUCAGAAAACCCUAAACUGCCUGAUCUGCUGGACAAAGCAGGGAUUUCAUUCUUAGGACCGUCCAGUAAGGCCAUGUGGGCUCUUGGUGAUAAAGUGGCAUCCUCCAUUGUGGCCCAGAGUGCUGACAUUCCCACACUCCCCUGGAGUGGAUCAGGUCUGAGGGUGGACUGGACAGAGGAGGACCAAAGACACGGCAGAGUCAUUAGUGUUCCCCCUGAGAUCUACACUCGAGGCUGUGUUCAUGAUGUGGACGAUGGUCUGGCGGGAGCUGAGAGAAUUGGUUAUCCAGUUGUUAUCAAAGCCUCAGAGGGCGGUGGUGGGAAGGGGAUUCGGAAAGUGGAAAGUUCGGAGGAUUUCCCAGGUUUCUUCAGACAGGUUCAGGCGGAGGUACCAGGCUCCCCCAUCUUUAUCAUGAGGCUGGCUCAGCAUGCAAGACAUCUUGAGGUCCAGAUACUGGCUGACGGAUAUGGAAACGUCAUCUCUGUUUUUGGACGAGACUGUUCCAUACAGAGAAGGCACCAGAAGAUCAUAGAGGAAGCUCCGGCCACCAUAGCUGCUGUCUCAACAUUUGAGCAAAUGGAGCGGUUUGCUGUGCGGCUUGCCAAGAUGGUGGGUUAUGUUAGCGCAGGUACUGUGGAGUAUCUGUUCUCUGAAGAUGGAAGUUUCCAUUUCUUGGAGCUGAAUCCUCGUCUGCAGGUUGAACACCCGUGUACGGAGAUGAUCGCUGAUGUGAACCUGCCUGCUGCCCAGCUUCAGAUUGCAAUGGGAGUCCCACUGAACAGAAUUAAAGACAUUCGCUUACUUUAUGGUGAAAGUCCAUGGGGUGACAGCAUCAUUAGUUUUGAGACUCCGGAGUGCAUGCCAAGUCCAAGAGGGCACGUCAUCGCUGUUCGCAUUACCAGUGAGAACCCUGAUGAGGGUUUCAAGCCCAGUUCUGGCACAGUGCAGGAGCUGAACUUCCGCAGCAGUAAAAAUGUCUGGGGUUAUUUUAGCGUUGGUGCCACCGGAGGUUUGCAUGAGUUUGCUGACUCACAGUUUGGACAUUGUUUCUCCUGGGGAGAGAAUCGUGAGGAAGCCAUUUCGAACAUGGUGGUAGCUAUGAAGGAGCUGUCCAUCAGAGGAGACUUCAGGACAACGGUUGAAUACCUCAUUAAGCUACUGGAGACAGAAAGCUUCAGAAACAAUGACAUAGACACUGGCUGGCUGGAUCAUCUAAUUGCAGAGAAAGUUCAGGCAGAGAGGCCAGACACCAUGCUGGGCAUUGUUUGUGGGGCUCUGCAUGUUGCUGACGCCAGCUUUAGAAAAAGCAUGUCUGACUUCCUCCAUUCCCUGGAAAGAGGCCAAGUCCUGCCUGCUGCCAGUCUUUUCAACACUGUCAGUGUGGAACUUAUUUAUGAAGAGGACAAGUUUUGCCUCAAGGUGGCUCGCCAAUCUCCAACUACCUAUGUCAUCAUGAUGAAUGGCUCCUGCAUAGAAAUAGACGUACACAGGCUGAGUGACGGAGGCCUCCUGCUGUCCUAUGAUGGCAGCAGUUACACUACUUACAUGAAAGAAGAAGUAGACAGCUACCGUAUAACUGUUGGCAACAAGACCUGUGUAUUUGAGAAAGAGAAGGAUCCCACAGUGCUGAGGUCGCCCUCUGCUGGCAAGCUUCUGCAGUACAUGGUUGAUGACGGGGUUCAUGUCGACGCAGGAGAAACUUAUGCUGAGAUUGAGGUGAUGAAGAUGGUGAUGACUCUGACUGUGCAGCAGUCUGGCUGUAUCCACUUUGUAAAGAGGCCUGGAGCAGUGCUGGGGUCUGGCUGUGAGGUGGCACGUAUGGAUCUGGAUGACCCCAGCAGCAUACACAGGGUGAAGCUGAACACAGCUCCGCUGCCUCCUCAGCAUCCACUGCCCAUAGUUGGAGAAAAGCUUCACCAGGUGUUCCACUGUGUACUGGAAAAUUUGUUUAAAGUCAUGGACGGGUACUGCCUUGAAGAGCCGUACUUCAGUACUAAGUUGAAACAGUGGGUAGCAACCCUGAUGAAGACUCUUCGAGACCCCUCUCUGCCGCUGCUGGAGCUCCAGGAGAUCAUGACUAGUGUGGUGGCUCGUAUUCCACCCACUGUGGAGGAAAGUAUCCGCAAAGUCAUCGCUCAGUAUGCAAGCAACAUCACCUCUGUCCUCUGCCAGUUCCCCAGUCAACAGAUUGCAAAUAUUCUAGACCGCCAUGCAGCAACACUGCAGAGGAAGGCUGACCGCGAGGUUUUCUUCAUGUACACACAGAGUAUUGUGCAGCUCGUACAGAGGUAUCGCAGUGGAACCCGUGGUUACAUGAAGUCUGUGGUUCUUGAUCUGCUGCGACGAUAUCUUCAAGUAGAAAUACAGUUUCAGCAAGCUCAUUACGACAAGUGCGUCAUUAACCUGAGGGAGCAGUACAAACCUGACAUGAGUCCAGUGCUGGACUAUAUUUUCUCUCAUGCUCAGGUCUCCAAGAAAAAUAUCCUGGUCAUCAUGCUCAUAGACCAGCUUUGUGGCAGGGAUUCCACUUUGGCAGAUGAGCUGACUGCCAUUCUGAAUGAGCUCACAAAGCUCAGCAAGGUGGAGAACUCCAAGGUGGCUCUGAGAGCCAGACAGGUCCUUAUUGCCUCUCAUCUGCCUUCAUAUGAAAAAAGACACAACCAGGUCGAGUCCCUCUUUCUGUCAGCCAUUGACAUGUACGGCCAUCAGUUUUGUCCAGAGAACUUGAAGAAACUCAUUCUGUCCGAAACCUCCAUUUUUGACGUUUUGCCAAACUUCUUCUAUCACUCCAAUCAGGUUGUGUGUAUGGCCGCUUUGGAGGUGUACGUGCGCAGAGCUUACAUUGCCUAUGAGCUGAACAGCAUCCAGCACCACCAGCUGCAGGACGGAACAUGUGCUGUGGACUUUCAGUUCAUGUUGCCCUCCUCACAUCCAAACAGAGGGAGCAGCCCUACUCUGAACAGGGUUCCUGUGCCGAUGCAUGGAUCAGGACAGUUUAACAUGAGGCGACAGGGCAGUGAGCUUUUCCUGGAGGGCGCCUUACCCCCGCCCUGCCAACGUAUGGGGGCCAUGGUGGCCUUUCAGUGUUUUGAUGACUUUAUAAGAAAUUUUGAUGAAGUAAUUUCCAGCUUUGCAGAACCUCUCUUGGAGAGUUCUUUCUCAGAAUCCUGCUCCAUUCUGUAUGAGGAGGAGAGUUUCAAGAACACCAGGGAGAAUCCAAUCCACAUCAUUAAUGUGUCCAUAAAAACAGCAGACAUGGAGGAUGACAAUGCCUUAGUCACGGUGUUGACUGCUUUCAUUCAAUCUAAGAAAGAAAUCCUUUUUGAGUACGGAAUCAGGAGAAUCACAUUUUUGAUCGCACAAAAGAGAGAAUUUCCCAAGUUCUUUACCUUCAGAGCAAGAGACAUGUUUAAGGAGGACCGUAUUUACCGUAAUCUGGAGCCAGCUCUGGCUUUUCAGCUGGAGCUGAACCGGAUGAGGAACUUUGACCUGAGAGCUGUUCCCUGUGCCAACCACAAGAUGCACCUAUAUCUGGGUGCUGCUCGUGUCCAGGCAGGUGCUGAAGUCACAGACCACCGCUUUUUCAUCAGAGCUAUCAUCCGCCACUCAGACCUCAUUACAAAGGAAGCCUCCUUUGAAUACCUUCAAAAUGAAGGAGAACGUCUUCUCCUGGAGGCCAUGGAUGAGUUGGAGGUUGCCUUCAGCAAUACCACUGUCCGCACAGACUGCAAUCACAUCUUCCUUAACUUUGUGCCGACUGUCAUUAUGGACCCCUCGAAAAUAGAGGAGUCUGUCCGCUCCAUGGUGAUGCGUUACGGCAGCCGUCUUUGGAAGCUGCGGGUGCUGCAGGCCGAACUAAAGAUCAACAUCCGCCUGACACCAACAGGAAAUGCCGUUCCCAUUCGUUUGUUCCUCACCAAUGAAUCUGGAUAUUACCUGGACAUCAGCCUAUAUGAGGAAGUCACCGACCAAAGUUCUGGACAGAUUAUGUUCCACUCGUAUGGAGAAAAGCAGGGUCCUCUGAAUGGUAUGCUGAUCAGCACUCCUUAUGUGACCAAAGACCUGCUGCAGGCCAAACGCUUCCAGGCUCAAACAUUGGGGACGACAUACGUCUACGACUUCCCGGAGAUGUUCAGACAAGCAUUGUUUAAACUGUGGGGAUCAGGAGAUAAUUACCCCAAAGAUGUACUGACCUGCACUGAGCUGGUACUGGACCCACAAGGUCGAUUGGUGCAGAUGAACCGCCUGCCUGGAGACAAUGAGGUGGGAAUGGUGGCCUUCAAAAUGAGGAUGAAGACCCCGGAGUGUCCGGAGGGUCGUGACAUCAUCGUAAUCUGCAAUGACAUCACUCACAUGAUCGGCUCCUUUGGUCCUCUGGAGGACGAACUGUUCCUCCGAGCUUCUGAGUUGGCUCGGACCGAGGGCAUCCCUCGAAUUUACAUCGCAGCCAACAGUGGAGCUCGCAUCGGCCUGGCUGAAGAAAUUAAACACAUGUUCCAGGUGGCAUGGAUUGAUCCGGAAGAUCCCAAUAAGGGUUUCAAGUACCUCUACCUGAAACCACAGGAUUACACCUGUAUCAGCUCUACCAACUGUGUUCACUGUCGCCAUGUAGAAGAAGGCGGAGAGUCCAGGUACAUCAUUACUGACAUCAUUGGCAAAAAUGAAGGUCUUGGUGUUGAGAACCUGAGAGGUUCUGGCACCAUCGCUGGAGAAUCUUCUCAGGCAUAUGAGGAGAUUGUUACCAUCAGUAUGGUGUCGUGUCGUGCCAUUGGAAUCGGAGCCUACCUGGUCCGUUUGGGACAACGAGUGAUCCAAGUGGAGAACUCCCACAUCAUCCUGACAGGAGCAGGAGCUCUAAACAAGGUUCUGGGCAGAGAAGUCUACACCUCCAACAAUCAGCUGGGUGGAGUUCAGAUCAUGCACAACAAUGGAGUGACUCACACCACCGUGCCAGACGACUUUGAAGGCGUCUUCACCAUCUUGCAGUGGCUCUCCUACAUGCCUAAGAACAAACACUCCCCUGUUCCCAUCAUGGCAGUCACAGAUCCAGUAGACAGAGAAAUAGAGUUCAUUCCUACUAAAGCCCCCUACGAUCCCCGCUGGAUGUUGGCUGGCAGACCUCACCCCACCGUUAAAGGCACCUGGCAGAGUGGAUUUUUUGACCAUGGAUCCUUCAUGGAGAUCAUGAGCUCUUGGGCUCAAACUGUUGUUGUAGGAAGAGCAAGGUUAGGAGGAAUUCCUCUGGGUGUCAUUGCUGUUGAAACACGUACAGUAGAGUUCACCAACCUGGACUCUGAGUCCAAGGUCUUGCAGCAGGCUGGUCAGGUGUGGUUUCCGGACUCAGCCUUUAAAACUGCCCAGGCGAUUGGUGACUUCAACCGUGAACAUCUGCCUCUCAUGCUGUUUGCAAACUGGAGGGGCUUCUCUGGUGGAAUGAAGGACAUGUAUGACCAGGUAUUAAAGUUUGGAGCCUACAUUGUGGAUGCUUUGCGUGGAUUCCAUCAGCCAGUACUGGUCUACAUUCCACCACAUGCCGAACUGAGGGGAGGGUCAUGGGUGGUGAUUGACCCCACCAUCAACCCACUGUAUAUGGAGCUGUACGCUGACAGAGAGAGCAGAGGAGGAGUGCUGGAGGCUGAGGGGACGGUGGAGAUCAAGUUCAGGAGGAAAGACAUCCUAAAGACCAUGAGAAGACUUGAUUCAACCUAUGCUAGUCUGGCUGAACAACUUGAUUCUCUAGAGUUGUCUGAAAAACAGCGUAAAGAACUGGAGUCAAAGCUAAAAGCAAGGGAAGAAAUCCUGUUGCCCAUAUACCACCAGGUGGCAGUGCAGUUUGUAGACCUUCAUGACACUCCAGGAAGGAUGCAGGAGAAAGGCGCCAUUACUGACAUUUUGGAUUGGAAGAAUGCCCGGUCCUUUUUCUACUGGCGUCUCCGUCGCCUUCUAUUGGAGCAGAUUGUUAAACGUGAGAUUCUGCAGGCCAACAAGGACCUCAGAGAUGGACAUGUGCAAUCCAUGCUGCGACGCUGGUUUGUUGAGACGGAGGGAACAGUAAAGGCCUACCUCUGGGAUAAUAACCAAGCUGUUGUUGAAUGGCUUGAAAAACAUUUAUCCAAGGAGGAAGGCUGUCAGUCAGCAAUCAGAGAGAACAUCAAGUACUUAAAAAGAGAGAACGCUUUGAAACACAUCCGCAGCCUAGUGGAGGCCAACCCUGACGUAGCCAUGGACUGCAUCAUCCACAUGAGUCAGACCAUCACUCCAUGCCAGAGGGCCAAGCUCUUACACCUUAUCACUACUAUGGACAACACCAGCACCAGUUAAUCUCAGGGGUUUACCAAGGUAUAUAUAGUAUUUAAAUAAAGGUAAUAGUUUGCUUUAGUUCGCUAAGUGGAACUGUUCAUGGAUUUAAAGGAUAUAAUUGUGUGGGUUUAUAUUGGGGGCAAUCGAUUAAGAAGCACAAGUUCAUGUGGUGCCUUAUGUUUUUCACACAUCACUACGUAGUAUGAUUGUCUUUUACAUUGCAUGUUUGUACAUAGAGUACAAUUGUAUAUUGGUGUAUUCUAAGAGGCUCUGAAUGGUCUGGUAUUGUCAGGGUUAUUCACCAACUACUUCUUGUGUAGACACUGGACAUUUAUUUAAAGAAAACCAUAGAUGAGAAUGUCCUUUCUGAUGCAAUACUAUAAUGAAUUAAGUCAUUUUUCUGCAGAUACUGAAAUAAGAAUUUAAAAGUAUUAAAAUGCAAAACAAUGCAAAAAAAUUGAGGUUAUUUUUCUAUUACCACUGUUUCUUAAUGUGCAGAUGUUUUUUGCGAUUUCACUGAUGUCAAUUCCUUGUCCUAAUGUGCUAAAAAGACAUGUAUAUGAACAGAGGCUGUUAAUAUGACAUUGCAUGUGAUUCUUCGGAAUUUCAUACAUAUUCGUCACUGUAUUUAAAGCAAUUCUAAUGACUAAGGUUUUGUCAAAGGUGAGUAUUUCAAGGCAAAAUGGUUCUCCUUUUGAUGUCUUUACCUGCCUUAUUUUUGCCAGCGUAACACAAAUACCAGACAAGACAUUUGAUUUGAAUGAAUGUAAAAAUGUUUGCCUAUUGUCAAGGGUUGAUAAUAAAAGAAAUCCACAGAUUUUCCAGCAAAAAA